GGGGGGGUUGCUUCUGAAUCACCAAAGAGGACAGAAGGGGCUUCAGGCAGGUAACAGCGGAGAAAAGCAGUACAGCCGGAUCCCGGGAAGGUUUACUCACAAUUGUAGGUAACCCAAGAGAAGGGGAAGGAGAUGGAAGAGGAGGACCCAGAAGGAGCUGGAAUGGGCAAGAGAUUAAGGGAAAGUCCCCAACCUACCCAGGCUGGGAGUGGUGUUGAAUCCUGGGAAACAGCUGUGCCAGAGAUCCUGUCUCAGGACAUGAUAACUGCAGAUGGACGCAACCGAUGCUUCCGGAAGUUCCUCUACAAUGAGGCUGAUGGACCCCGAGAUGUUUGCAGCCAACUCCAUGGACUUUGCAGCCACUGGCUGGAGCCCGAGAGGCGCACAAAGAAGCAGAUCAUAGACCUGGUGAUCCUGGAGCAGUUUCUAGCCAUCCUGCCCCAGGGAAUGCAGUGCUGGGUGAGAGGAUGUGAGCCAGAGACCAGUUCCCAGGCAGUGGCCCUGGCCGAAGGUUUCCUCCUGAGUCAGGCUGAGGAGAAGAAGCAGGCAGAGGAGAUGUGGGGACCAGCUGUAAAGAUGGAAGCAAAGUUAUCUGAGGCAGAAGGAGCUCCAUCUGAGGAACGUCAGAGGGCACAAGCCCAGAAGCAUGCCCAAGAUGUCCUGUCAAGUAGUAAAGGCUAUGAAGAGAUGUUUUCAAGCGGUCAUCUUUGCACUGGAGCACAAUUGCCUGCUCUGUCUCAGGUCCAGUCUCCCUUUUCCUUUGAGGAGAUGGCCAUUUAUUUCACUGAGGCUGAGUGGGCCCUGCUGGAUCCAAGUCAAAAAACUCUCUAUAGGGAAGUCAUGAUGGAGAACUAUGGGCAUGUGGCCUCUCUGGGAGCCAGGAAUGUAAGAGAGUCUACAGUGGAGAGCAAUGAACACUUUGUGUCCGAAGAAUGGUUGGAGGGUUUCGCAGGAAGAUCUCAAGAGGCUUGCUCUUUCCCACAUGAGCUGCCUGCCACAGCAGAUGUACAGGAGACAGCUGGGGAAUUCCAGGGAUUCUCUUUGGAAAAUGCCAAGAAUGAAGAUGCUGAAAGAAAGUUGGGAGAUGGAGAUGGACCGCAGAGGCAGGAGGAAAGCCACACAGCAGGGGAUGAUCAGAGGAACGAGGAGAAUGAAGAACUGCAUCAUCUAUUGCCAGAUGAAAUCCAGAAUGAAGACAUGAGGGGAAACUUCAGGAAUCAAGGAAGACCUAAGAGGCAGAAAGGCAGCCAUGUGGUCAAGAACAGGGGUAAACCCAUUCCUUGCCAAGGAGAGGAUUUCCAAGAAAUCAUUCACAUAGUCAAGGCUUUGGAGUGCAGAAGGAGCAUCUUAGAUCAAACCCAAUAUAAAGUCCAGUUACAAAUGCAAAGUGGAAACAGCACCCACCAGUGUCCGGAGAGUGGAAAGACCAUGUUUCACAGAGCAGAGCUUUGUAGAGGUCAAAGAACACAUACAGGAGAGAAACCUUAUAGGUGCUCACACUGUAGCAAGAGCUUUUCAGAUAAUUCAGACCUGGUUCAGCACCAGAUUCAUUCAGGAGAGAUUGGUAAGGCAUUCUCUGAUGGAAGAAAGCAUAAUGUACGCAUCCCAAAACCCAGUAUAAUGAAGGGACAUAAAUGCUUUCAAUGUGGAAAGUACUUCAGAUAUAGACCACAUCUCAUUGUGCACCAAAAACUCCACAGAGGAGAGGAACUCUUUAAAUUCUCAGAGUGUGGGAAGAGAUCCAGUUGGAGUGCCACUCUUCAAAAGCAUCAAGUAACACAAACAGGGGAGAAGCCCUUUGAAUGCCCAGAGUGUGGGAAGAGAUUCAGUCAGAGUGGCCAUCUUAAAGAUCAUCAACGAAUUCACACAGGGGAAAAGCCUUUUCAAUGCUCAGUGUGUGGGAAAAGAUUCAUGCAGAGUGGCACUCUUCAAAAGCAUCAACAAACCCACACAGGUGAGAGGCCAUUUGAAUGCUCAGAGUGUGGGAAGAGAUUCUUUCGUAGUGACUCUCUUCAACAGCAUCAACGAAGCCACACAGGGGAGAAGCCCUUUGAAUGCUCAGAGUGUGGGAAGAGAUUCAGUUGGAAUGGCGCUCUUCAACAGCAUCAACGAAGCCACACAGGGGAGAAGCCUUUUGAAUGCUCAGUGUGUGGGAAGACAUUCAGUUGGAGUGCCUCUCUCCAACAGCAUCAACGAACCCACACAGGGGAGAAACCCUUUGUAUGCUCGGAGUGUGGGAAGAGUUUCAGUUCCAGUAGCAUUCUUCAAAGUCAUCUAAGAACUCACACAGGUGAGAAGCCCUUUGAAUGCUCAGAGUGUGGAAAGAGAUUCUGUCGGAAUGACUCUCUUCAACAUCAUUUAAGAAUCCACACAGGAGAGAAGCCUUUUAAAUGCUCAGAUUGUGGGAGGACAUUCAGUCGGAGUAGCCAUUUUCAAGAGCAUCAAAGAACCCACACUGGGGAGAAACCAUUUGAAUGCUCAGUGUGUGGGAGGGCAUUCAGUCAGAGUAGCCAUUUAAAACAGCAUCUAAGAACCCACACAGGUGAGCGGCCCUUUGAAUGCUCAGAGUGUGGGAAGAGAUUCUGUCGGAGUGACUCCCUUCAACAUCAUCUAAGAACCCAUACAGGGGAGAAGCCCUUUGAAUGCCCAGAGUGUGGGAAAACAUUUACUCGGAGAGCCACUCUUCUACAGCAUCAAAGAACUCACACAGGGGAGAAGCCAUUUGAAUGCUCAGAUUGUGGGAAGAGAUUCAGUCACAGUGGCAGUUUUAAACAGCAUCAAAGAACCCACACAGAGGAGAAGCUAUUUGAAUGCUCAGAUUGUGGGAAGAGAUUCAGUCACAUUGGCAAUUUUCAACAACAUCAAUGGACCCACACAGAGGAGAAGGCUGUUGAAUGCUCAGAAAGUGGGAAGAGACUGAGUCACAGUGAUAGUUUUCAGCAGCAUCAGUGGAUCCACACAGAGGUGAACCCCUUUGAAUGCUCCGAGUGUGGGAAGAGAUUCAAUCGGAGUAGCACUCUUCAACAGCAUCAGUGGACCCACACGGAAGAGAAGCCCUUUGAAUGCUCAGAGUGUGGGAGGAGAUUCCGUCGGAAAGGUACUCUUCAACAGCAUCAAAGAACCCACACAGGGGAGAAGCCCUUUGAAUGCUCGGAGUGUGGGAAGACAUUCAGUCGGAGUGGCACUCUCCAAGAGCAUCAAAGAACUCACACAGGGGAGAAGCCAUUUGAAUGCUCAGAGUGUGGGAAGAGAUUCAGGCAAAGUGGCACUCUUCAACAGCAUCAACGAACCCACCCACAGGAGAAGCCCUUUGAAAUUGCCAACUGUAGGAAGAGAUUCUGUCAGGAUGGUGUUCUUCAACAGCAUUAACAAACACACACAGUGGAGAAGCCUUUUGAAUGCUCAGAGUGUGGGAAGCAAUUUAGUCAGAAUGGCACUCUUCAACAGCAUUUAAGAACUCAUAUAGGGGAGAAGACUUUUGAAUGCUUAGAGUACGAGAAGUGAUUCAGUUACAUUAGCACUCUUUGAAAACAUAUAACCCACACAUGUGAGCAUGCAAAGAAAUUCAGUCACUCUUCAACAUCAUCAGAGAACACACUAGAUGUGUAUUAAAGAAAUAUUUGGGUUCCCCCCCCCCCCCGAUUUGAGUCAGUUGGACCUGAAAAAUAGUGGCAUUCCCAAGUAUUCCUGAAUCCUAGUAUCAGUGUUGUAUUGUGAUUUGGGUAAAUAUUUGGGAAACCCAAGUUCAUUUGGCUCUGAUGUACCCUAUGUGGACAGUCUCUGUAGAGUAUAAUAGAGAAUUUUGCUUGGUGAGUCAUGCUGCUGCGAAAAGGUGAGUUACACAGUACGGAACACCAAACAGAUAAAAACUGUGUAUGAAUGCACAUAUAAUAAUAAACUUGGUAAAUUCAAACAUUU
Heteronotia binoei (common prickly gecko) is the source of this 3918-nucleotide messenger RNA. RefSeq names its product zinc finger protein 420-like. The record is from RefSeq and is a predicted model, not a curated record. Bases 133 to 3369 code for a protein of 1078 amino acids. Lineage: Eukaryota; Metazoa; Chordata; Lepidosauria; Squamata; Gekkonidae. Gene Ontology annotation, molecular function: DNA-binding transcription factor activity; RNA polymerase II cis-regulatory region sequence-specific DNA binding. Gene Ontology annotation, biological process: regulation of transcription by RNA polymerase II. The transcript is spliced from 8 exons.